This is a messenger RNA of Daucus carota subsp. sativus, 1029 nucleotides long. RefSeq names its product ATP synthase subunit a-like. Gene Ontology annotation, molecular function: proton-transporting ATP synthase activity, rotational mechanism. Gene Ontology annotation, biological process: proton motive force-driven ATP synthesis. The record is from RefSeq and is a predicted model, not a curated record. The transcript has a single exon. Lineage: Eukaryota; Viridiplantae; Streptophyta; Magnoliopsida; Apiales; Apiaceae. The coding region runs from base 16 to 1029 and encodes 337 amino acids.
AUUUUUAAGGGCUUAAUGCCAAGGUGUCUGUGUAAUAAACAACAAACUGCGGGUGCUAAUACUGGGAAUGUGAUACACAACAACAUUUGUUUGUUCAACUGUUGUAACCCUAAUGUGCAGGAGUACGUUGAGACGUUCCAUGAUCCAGCAGCGCGACGCACGCAGGAAGUGGUCUCUAACAUUCCCGACUCACCCCAGUAUGUAGAGUCCUUCCACAACACUCUUGAGCAGCCCCUCACCAUCCCCAGCCCACUUGAGCAAUUUGACAUUAUCCCAUUGAUUCCUAUGAAUAUAGGACACUUGUAUUUCUCAUUCACAAAUCCCUCUUUGUUUAUGCUACUCACUCUCAGUUUGGUCCUACUUUUGGUUCAUUUUGUUACUAAAAACGGAGGAGGAAACUCAGUACCAAAUGCUUGGCAAUCCUUGGUAGAGCUUAUUUAUGAUUUCGUGCCGAACCCGGUAAACGAACAAAUAGGUGGUCUUUCCGGAAAUGUUAAACAAAAGUUUUCCCCUCGCAUCUCGGUCACUUUUACUUUUUCGUUCUUUCGUAAUCCACAGGGUAUGAUACCUUAUAGCUUCACAGUUACAAGUCAUUUUCUCAUUACUUUGGGCCUCUCAUUUUCCAUUUUUAUUGGCAUUACUCUCGUGGGAUUUCAAAGAAAUGGGCUUCAUUUUUUAAGCUUUUCAUUACCCGCAGGAGUCCCACUGCCGUUAGCACCUUUUUUAGUACUCCUUGAGCUAAUCCCUCAUUGUUUUCGCGCAUUAAGCUCAGGAAUACGUUUAUUUGCUAAUAUGAUGGCCGGUCAUAGUUCAGUAAAGAUUUUAAGUGGGUUCGCUUGGACUAUGCUAUGUAUGAAUGAUCUUUUCUAUUUCAUAGGAGAUCUGGGUCCUUUAUUUAUAGUUCUUGCAUUAACCGGUCCGGAAUUAGGUGUAGCUAUAUCACAAGCUCAUGUUUCUACAAUCUCAAUCUGUAUUUACUUGAAUGAUGCUACAAAUCUCCAUCAAAGUGAAGUGGUUAUUUAUAAUUGA